UCUACUCUCUCCCCCUCUCUCUCUCCAAUUCUCCCUCUCCCAUCUCUUACUGUCUCCUCGUGGGCAGCCAUAACCUCUCUUCUUCCCAUCCUGUGAUCCGUGACUUCCCUUUUCCCUUUCACUCCUCCCUCCGUUUUUUUUGGUGAGUAUUCCCCUUUCACUGAUAGUCUCGUUCCUUCACCAAGCCCCCCUCCCUCUCCACCCCCCACCUGGAGCUCUGACUCAGCUGGGAUCGUUUGCGUCCAAGCUGGCCGGGGGCAAAUCCGACUUUCUAGAAAUUUCUUCCCUCUGUUCCCUUUCAUCUGCCUGAGAUAUAAAGCAUCUUCAAUUCCUGUCCUUCAUUCAUCUCCUCUUUAGCAUCAUCUGAGGGAGCCUGCCACAUCUUCCUUAAUCCUCUCCUUCUCUUCUCUCUUCCCUCUUUCUCUCUUACUAACCUCCUACCCCUCGUUCAGAAAUCAACCUUCCCUCAUACCUUCACCAUGUCCGAGACCUUCGAGUUCCAGGCUGAGAUCUCUCAGCUGCUCUCGCUGAUCAUCAACACCGUCUACUCCAACAAGGAGAUCUUCCUCCGUGAGCUUAUCUCCAACGCCUCCGAUGCUCUUGACAAGAUCCGCUAUGAGUCUCUGUCCGACCCCUCCAAGCUCGACUCGGGCAAGGACCUCCGCAUCGACCUCAUCCCCAACAAGGAGGCCGGGACCCUCACCAUCCGCGAUACCGGUAUUGGUAUGACCAAGGCUGACUUGAUCAACAACCUCGGUACCAUUGCUCGCUCUGGUACCAAGCAGUUCAUGGAGGCUCUCUCCGCUGGUGCCGAUAUCUCCAUGAUCGGUCAGUUCGGUGUCGGUUUCUACUCUGCUUACCUCGUGGCCGACCGCGUCACUGUCAUCUCCAAGCACAACGAUGACGAGCAGUACGUCUGGGAGUCCGCUGCCGGUGGUACUUUCACUCUCACCCAGGACACCGAGGGUGAGCAGCUUGGCCGUGGUACCAAGAUCAUCCUCCACCUGAAGGAUGAGCAGCUUGACUACCUCAACGAGAGCCGUAUCAAGGAGGUCGUCCGCAAGCACUCUGAGUUCAUCUCCUACCCCAUCUACCUCCACGUUCUGAAGGAGACCGAGAAGGAGGUCCCUGAUGAGGAGGCCGAGACCAAGGAGGAGGAGGACGACGAGAAGAAGCCCAAGAUCGAGGAGGUUGAUGAGGAGGAGGAGAAGAAGGAGAAGAAGACCAAGACUGUCAAGGAGAGCAAGAUCGAGGAGGAGGAGCUUAACAAGACCAAGCCCAUCUGGACUCGCAACCCUGCCGACAUCACCCAGGAGGAGUACGCCGCUUUCUACAAGUCCCUCUCCAACGACUGGGAGGACCACUUGGCCGUCAAGCACUUCUCCGUCGAGGGUCAGCUCGAGUUCCGUGCUAUCCUCUACGUUCCUAAGCGUGCUCCCUUCGACCUCUUCGAGACCAAGAAGACCAAGAACAACAUCAAGCUCUACGUCCGUCGUGUCUUCAUCACCGAUGACGCCACUGACCUCAUCCCCGAGUGGCUCAGCUUCGUCAAGGGUGUUGUCGACUCUGAGGACCUUCCUCUCAACCUGUCUCGUGAGACCCUGCAGCAGAACAAGAUCAUGAAGGUCAUCAAGAAGAACAUCGUCAAGAAGACCCUCGAGCUCUUCACUGAGAUCGCUGAGGACCGCGAGCAGUUCGACAAGUUCUACUCUGCCUUCAGCAAGAACAUCAAGCUCGGUAUCCACGAGGAUGCUCAGAACCGCGCCACCCUCGCCAAGCUGCUCCGCUACCAGUCCACCAAGUCCGGUGAUGAGGCCACCUCCCUUGCCGACUACGUCACUCGCAUGCCCGAGCACCAGAAGCAGAUCUACUACAUCACCGGCGAGUCCAUCAAGGCUGUUGCCAAGUCUCCCUUCCUUGACAGCCUCAAGCAGAAGAACUUUGAGGUUCUGUUCCUGGUUGACCCCAUUGACGAGUACGCUUUCACUCAGCUGAAGGAGUUCGAUGGCAAGAAGUUGGUCGAUAUCACCAAGGACUUCGAGCUCGAGGAGUCUGAGGAGGAGAAGGCCGAGCGCGAGAAGGAGGAGAAGGAGUUCGAGGGCCUUGCUAAGAGCCUUAAGAACAUCCUCGGUGACAAGGUCGAGAAGGUCGUCGUCUCCCACAAGCUCGUUGGCUCUCCCUGCGCCAUCCGUACCGGCCAGUUCGGUUGGUCCGCUAACAUGGAGCGUAUCAUGAAGGCCCAGGCCCUCCGUGACACCUCUAUGAGCUCUUACAUGUCCUCCAAGAAGACCUUCGAGAUCUCUCCCAAGUCUUCCAUCGUUAAGGAGCUCAAGAAGAAGGUUGAGACCGAUGGUGAGGGUGACCGCACCGUUAAGUCCAUCACUCAGCUGCUCUUCGAGACCUCCCUCCUGGUGUCCGGUUUCACCAUUGAGGAGCCUGCCAGCUUCGCUGAGCGUAUCCACAAGCUCGUCUCCCUUGGUCUGAACAUUGACGAGGAGGCUGAGACCACCGAGGAGAAGGCCGCUGAGGAGGCUGUUCCUGCUGCCGCCCCGGCUGAGAGCUCCAUGGAGGAGGUUGACUAAAUGUUGACCGCAUGAUGUGACGAUCCGCUCGAAAUGUAACUGUUUUUUAUGACCCGACACUAUAAUCGGAACGGCAAGGGACCUUUGCCCUUUGUUACUUUUUUUCUGAAUUACGAAUUCACCCUUUCGGCGUUUUGAGCGUUUUUUACCCCAACCUAAAUUACAUUCCGUCUGUUGAAGAUCGUCUCAGGCUGGUAGAUUAUUC
Molecule: messenger RNA, 2787 nt
Organism: Aspergillus ibericus CBS 121593
Lineage: Eukaryota; Fungi; Ascomycota; Eurotiomycetes; Eurotiales; Aspergillaceae
Gene: hsp90
Product: chaperone Hsp90
Exons: 2
Coding region: 480-2582 (700 amino acids)
Biological process (GO): protein folding; protein stabilization; cellular response to heat
Cellular component (GO): protein-containing complex; perinuclear region of cytoplasm; cytosol
Molecular function (GO): ATP binding; ATP hydrolysis activity; ATP-dependent protein folding chaperone
Source: RefSeq, a predicted model, not a curated record